Messenger RNA from Linum tenue, 1454 nucleotides. The record is from the annotation of a GenBank genome assembly. NCBI's taxonomy places the organism in Eukaryota, Viridiplantae, Streptophyta, Magnoliopsida, Malpighiales, Linaceae.
UUGUUUCUCCUGCUAAAAACCCUAAAGCGAACCCUAGUCUUGUCAUCCUUCGCAUCUCUGCCCUUCUGAUAGCCAACUUCACCGCGGAAAUGGAAGAGGUGGCUGAGAUGGAAGUUGAAGAAGAACGUCUGAGGUCCGCUCCAGCGGAUUCCGCCAAGAGAUUUGGACUCAGGAACUCCAUCCAGACCAAUUUCGGCGACGAUUACGUCUUCCAAAUUGUCCCAAAGGAGGAUUGGACUUCAAUGGCGGUUUCGCUGUCCACAAAUGCGAUUAAGCUUUACUCUCCCGUUACGGCUCAGUACCAGGGUGAAUGCAGGGGACAUUCGGGCUCCAUCAACGAUAUUUCUUUCUCUGUUUCUUCGACCCCGCACGUCUUGCACUCGUGCUCUUCUGAUGGCACUAUAAGAGCUUGGGAUACUAGAACUUUCCAGCAGGUUUCAUGCAUAACUGCCGGCCCCUCUCAGGAGGUCUUCAGCUUUUCAUUCGGAGGAUCCAAUGAUAAUCUUCUCGCUGCCGGUUGUAAAUCACAGAUACUCUUCUGGGAUUGGAGGAAUAAGCGGCAAGUUGCAUGCUUGGAGGAUUCUCAUGUGGACGAUGUUACUCAGGUCCAUUUUAUCCCUGGCCGCCAAGACAAGCUUGUUUCUGCAUCUGUCGAUGGGUUGAUGUGUAUUUUUAAUACUGGUGGGAGUAUCAAUGAUGAAGAUGAACUUGAUUCAGUGCUUAAUGUGGAAACGUCGAUUGGGAAAGUGGGUUUCUUUGGAGACAAGUUUCAGAAAAUUUGGUGUUUGACGCAUAUUGAAAGCCUGAGUGUAUGGGACUGGGAGGAAGGGAGAUGUGAAACAAACUUGCUUGAAGCCCGGGGGUUGGCUUCUGAUAGUUGGUCGUUGGAUAAUGUUGAUUACUUGGUGGACUGCCAUUACCCCGGAGAAGGUGAAAAGCUGUGGGUCAUCGGUGGCACCAAGGCCGGUACUUUAGGGUAUUUCGGCGUAGAUUACAGAGGAGGAUCAAUCAGUAGCCCCGAAGCAAUCCUCGGUGGCGGGCAUACAGACGUUGUGAGAUGUGUGUUGCCGAUGUCGGGCAGUCGUAGGGAUGGUGGUCCUCUCCCCAGCAGCACAACAAGUGUUUUUGGAUGGACUGGAGGUGAGGAUGGCCGCUUGUGCUGCUGGCUGUCUGAUGAGGCCACUGAGAUUGAUCGCUCCUGGACAUCAUCUGCAUUGGCUAUCAAGCAACCCAACACCCGCAAGAAGAACAGGCAUCAUCCGUACUAGCAACAUGCGCCUCUCCAGUCCUUGUAUCUUCUCUCUUGUUGUAACGUUUUGUUCAUUGAAAUUUCAAUGUUGUAAUCAGAAGAAAGGCGUGGUUUUUGGUACACUUUUUGUUUACCAUCUCCAACCAUUCUCUCACUAUGUUAUUUAUUUACAAGUUUAAAAGCCUUUUCAAAGUUGAAAGAUGGG